UAAGGAGGAGCCAGGUGGGAGGGGAGGCAGGUACUGCAGGGGGAGAAGAAAGAAGCCGGACAUUAACUCGACCCACUGACAGUAUGAAGUGUUUUGUGGUCCUGCUGGUUUGCAUCUCCAUUGGGUGGGUCCAUUCUCGCACAAUCUUUCAGAAAGAUAAUAUUGCAAGAUCGGGAGAAGCCACACAGAGCUCAACAUACAGACCCGAGUACAACGCUGCCGCCGCUAUUGAUGGUAAUACUGACUCUAAUAUGAGGUACGGCUCAUGUUCCCUCACUGGUAAUGACAACCCGGCUUGGUGGCGGCUGGGCCUGAAGAAGAGGUACAAGGUGGACAAAGUGCUGAUAGUGAACAGAGGGGACUGCUGCAGCGAGCGCCUGUUGGGAGCCGAGGUCCGGGUUGGAGAUUCAGCCGAUAAUAACAACCCAGUAUGCGGCACUGUAACCGACGUCUCUGAACUAUACAUCACUGUCUCCUGUCAUGGGAAGGAGGGUCGGUAUGUCUCUGUGGUUAUUCCCGGGCGUGAAGAAACUCUCCAGCUCUGCGAAGUGAAGGUCUAUGAGUCAGAAAUUCCCUCUAUUUCACUGUUCCGCCUAAUUCGUAUUGGUUAAAGAAGUGGUUAAAGAAGACUUUUGCUCAUUAACCUGAAUGAAUCUGCUGUGAAACAAUAAAUACAAAUGCAGGUUCAGA
This is a messenger RNA of Xenopus tropicalis (tropical clawed frog), 690 nucleotides long. Its product is annotated as fucolectin-3-like. Gene Ontology annotation, molecular function: fucose binding. Gene Ontology annotation, biological process: regulation of cellular defense response; regulation of complement activation, lectin pathway. Bases 84 to 611 code for a protein of 175 amino acids. The record is from RefSeq and is a predicted model, not a curated record. Lineage: Eukaryota; Metazoa; Chordata; Amphibia; Anura; Pipidae. The transcript has 4 exons.